This is a messenger RNA of Schistosoma curassoni, 3467 nucleotides long. The record is from the annotation of a GenBank genome assembly. Lineage: Eukaryota; Metazoa; Platyhelminthes; Trematoda; Strigeidida; Schistosomatidae.
CUAAAACAACACGUACAGUCAUUUAAUGAUAAAUGUACAUACAGUGAAAAAUUGACAAAACAAAUAGAAAUAACAUUGAAAACUAUUUACAAAAUAAGGUUGUCAGGUCUAUCUCCACAACUCCAAAAAAGUUCACAAGCCGAGAACAAAUUACUUGUCAGCUGACUACCGACUUUCCCAUCGAAUCACCAACGAGUGGAAUUCACUACCUCAGCACGUGGUUGAGGCUCCAUCCGUCGACUCUUUCAAAAGAAAGUUGGAUCAACUGAGAGACCACCAUUGCCAAGACUAACAUAGGCCAUCAAGCCUCCUGUCCUUCCCAAACUGAAACUGAAACUGAGUAGAGUGGAUUGUUCAACUGUUGCGUUAUAUAUGUAUAGUCCGUCUGAGGUUGUCGCUAAGUGACCUCUAAGACUAAAGUAACAUCAAUAGUAUCGUUUUUCCUUGAAACAUGGUCCCAUCAAAAAAUGACAUAAAGUUCACAUGGCUUGCAGCUUGUUUUGUCAGUUUAUAUGGUCUAGGAUCAUGGAUUGUUGUUAAUGGAUUGUGGGUUGAACUACCGUUAUUGAUCAAUGUUCUACCAGAAGGUUGGAGUUUGCCUGCUUACCUGAUAAUCAUUAUACAAAUAGCAAAUGUGGGACCAAUGAUCUAUGUUCCGUUGACAAAAUUUUUCCAAGCUAAAACAAAUGGAUUUUGUUCACGUUGUUUACAACCACCUGAAAGGAUAGCCAACUAUUUAAUACUCGCUGUCGGUCUAAUAUCAUGCAUAUUGAUUUCGCAGUUUUGGAACUCGGUAGCUUAUGUAUCAAUAUUAAAACCCGGUUACCAUAGUAUUGGAUUAUUUGUUUUAGCUUUGUUUGCUUCAAUUGUUGAUUGUACAUCAUCGGUUACAUUUAUUACCUAUUUGAAUGGAAUGCCUCAAUUGUAUGUAGGUGCAUUACAUUUCGGUGAAGCAUUUAGUGAUUUAGUUCCAAGUAUAUUAGCCCUUAUUCAAGGAGUUGGGUCAGAACCGGAAUGUAUCAAUAAAACAGUUAAUGAUACACUUCAUGUGGUCCCUUUUUAUCCACCACCACGUUUCUCUGUCAGUACAUUCAUAUAUCUAUUAUGUAUUGUUUUGUUGUUAUCUUUAACUGCAUUCACAUUAUUGGAUUGUUCACCUAUUGGUUUAGGUCAAGUUAUUCAUGAACAUUAUCGAAAAACUAAUUUCAUAUUAGAAUCUAAUGCAAAUAUUCAUAGCAUAAGUCACAAUAAUCUAGAAAGAUUUAAAUCAAAUGAAGAUCAACAUAUUUCUAAUGAUAUCUUCGAAAACAUUCAAAAUGUUGAUGUUUCUGUGUUGAAUCAUAAUGAACAAGCUGUACAGUCUCAUAAUAAUGUUAAUAUUACAAAACAGCUUGGACCAAACACAUUUUUAUCAUGUUUACUUAUCAUUUACAUUAGUGCAUCAAAUUAUGGAUUUCUACCAGCCAUACAAUCUUAUUCAUGUGCUGCGUAUGGCUCGCUUACAUAUCAUUUAGCAGUUACACUGUCAGGAUCAUUCUCUGCUGCAAUGACAGUGUUAACUACAUUUCUUGUCAAUCAUUAUUCUAGGGAAAUAGAUAGUACUGAUGAAUCAACAUUCGAAAAUUUGCAAACUAUGAACCAUGAAUUAAAUGAACAGAAUCAAAUUUGUUACAUACAAAAACCUGACAUAAUUAUGCAUAAUGCAUAUACGCGUUCACUUCAAAAUAAAUGGAUUAGUAUUUCACUCAUCUCUUUGAUACCUGUUGCUUACGUUAUAUAUUUGGCGAGUUCAAGUCCCAAUCCACCAUAUUUGGGUGGUUUCGGUUCUGCCAGUGCUCUCAUUUCUGUUAAUGUCACGACCAAUUUAAUAUCAAACGGAAAUACAUUUUAUGAUGCAUCGAGUUUUUUGGUGAAUUUUAACGUACAAUAGGACUUUUUGCAAUGGGUGGUUAAUUCUUUUUUAUCUUAUCUGUCAAUCAAUACAUCCAUGUAUGCAUAUUUAUUGUUGGUGUUGGACUAUGAAAUUGUUGUUCUAAUUCAUCUAAAUGGCCUGUUUUAAUGAUUGACUGUAAGACAAAAGUCGUUUUUCGAAAUGUCAAGAAGAUAAAAGAAAGCUUGAUUAUGUGAUGAUGGUGACAGUGCGAUUAAUGGAAGUUUGCAUAUGCAUUAAUUGAGGUAAUUAAAUGUAUGUCAAGUCACCUUGGUAUACUAGUUCAAAUAGAAAGAAUUGAACCUCAGGGUGUUCGGAUGAAAACGUUAUAUUAAUCUACAGGAACUGUGUAAAGAACUGUUGGUUUUGUUAUUAGAAUUCUUGAGAUCCCGGAAAUCUACUUUUGAGACUAGGGUUAAAAUUAUUAAGAACUUGUUAGUAUCAGUGCGAUUAUGUUAAUAACUGAUCUACUCGUAAAUUCUGAGCAUAUAUAUUAUUAAUUUGUUUUUUUUCUAGUUUAUUAUUGCUACCGCUAUUAUCAUCUUAACCCGUUUGCUUAACUUAUCUAUACUGUUUAAAGUGGGGCCACUUUGAUCAAUGCUUAACUGCCUGACUCUCUGUAAUAUUACUGGUUAGAGUAUCUGUUCCAAUAUCAAUGUAGUUAGGGAUGCUUGGUGAUACGGGACAUUACUUGGUCGUGAACACUAAGCUAUCAAAUAACUAAGGAUUGUUCCCAUAAUUUGAUCAAACGUGCAAAAUACUGUAAUACAUAAGUGAUUUUUACACUAGAUUAUUUAUUGUCUUCUAAAUCCUAUAGAUCCUAGCUUGGAUUGCGAUACGCUGUUUAUUUGCCAGUUUGCGCACAUGGAUAUGGAUGAGUUUGUCUAGCCAUUCCCAUAGACCAACGCGACUCAGAUUAGCUGGGUUAUCUACACAAUUCGGAGCAGCACUCGGUGCAAUUUUAGGCUUCAUAUUAGUUGUUUAUUUUCAGCUAUUUAAAAAUAAACUACCUUGUCUUCAAGUGUAAUUUUUAUUGAAACUCAUGUAAUAAUGUCUUUCAUACUUCAACAUAUUUAUGUAUAGAUCAUAUUUCAGAAAUGGCAAAAAUACAUUAUUGUUGAUUGCUUAGCUAGUAUUAAAGACUAAUUUCUGUGUAUUUAUAAAUACUAAUUUAUUGUGGGUAUCUUAUAAUAUUUUCGUAAUUAUAUACUGUUUAUCUUUGACGAUUUGUCAUUUUUCAGGGCUUCACUUAUACAUUACUUGUUUUUGCAACUACAAAGCAGUAAAUUUAUUGGUCAACAUGUUAGCUGUUGAAUUUUGCUCACGAAAAGAUUUGACGGUCAUUCUGAAAAUUAGCUACAGGUUUCGUAUGAAAUUCAGGCAAUGAUUCGAAGAUAAAUUUCAGAGGUGAAAGUAGGUAGCCGCAAACAAACAAUUGUCCAGUAAGCAUAGUAAGGAAAUAUGAGCUACUUAUGAUAAUAUUUAUUCACAAGUUGAAUGAGGAAUUAAUAUAUAACGAACAAUGUUGUAAGCAAAG